AAGGUUUAAACGACAGGCCAUGUGACUGUUGUUUAGAAACUUGAUCUCGAGUUUUUAAAGGUAAAAUAUGGAAAAAGGGCAAUUUAAUCACUCCGUUAAGGUGCCGAAGUUGUACAAAUGUGCGGCAAAAAUCAUCGAGAAGGUCACUGAGGGUGCUGGCAGCAUUAAGCAGUUAGUUUAUGAGAAAACCCACUUUAACACCAAAGCUCUAUUUGCCUUAGUAAUGACUACCUUUCAGAAGACCAAUGAAAUCAAUCUUUUAUUGAAAAGAACCCAGUUGUUAGAUAAAGAACCCCGUUUAGAUCCGUGCUUAGCAAAAAUCCUGAUUAGCGAACUGGUCUGGGGUAAAAAACAGUUGCCCCGAAGCGACGCAAAACCCAUUUUAACCAUACUAGCGUAUGAGCAGGCCUUUCAUGCACACCUCAGCGACUCUUCUGGCGAAUUUUCUUCAGAGUCAAAAUCUUUCUUCAGAAAACCGCGUUAUAUUCGCAUAAACACGUUAAAAACAUCAGUGAACGAAGCAUUGGAGCUGUUUCAAGAUGAAGGUUGGAUUCUACUUCCCAAACCUGAAAACUGCAGCUACUCAACCUAUUUGCAGCAAGUUUCCAGCCUGGAAGACGGGUACUUCCUUAGAGACUAUCACGUUCCCGAUAUGUUGGUAUUCCCAACUGGCACAGAGUUUCACAAUCAUCCUGGAUACAAAAAGGGCGUAAUUCUGCUGCAGGAUAAAGCCAGUUGCUUGCCCGUGCUGGCAUUGUCGCCCCAGCCUGGAAGUGUUUGUUUGGACAUGUGCGCCGCUCCAGGCAUGAAAACUACUCAAAUUGCCAGUUUAAUGGAAAACUCCGGCACCAUAUUUGCCGUAGAAAGAAGCGCGAAGAGAUUCGAAGUCUUGCAGAGAAUGAUCGACUCUUCUGGAGCUACAUGUGUAACGCUAGCGAACAAAGACGUCCUGCAUUGCAGCGACACCGACUUUCCCAAAGUUGAUUACAUACUAGUAGACCCAAGUUGUUCUGGAUCUGGCAUGACAAACCGUCUGGAGGUCUGCACAGAACCUAUGAAUAAUCCCGAUAGACUGCAGCAGUUGGCAGGCUUUCAAAUAAUGAUUUUGCGUUCCGCUCUUACACGCUACCCCAAUGCCAAGCGCGUUGUCUAUUCAACGUGCUCUUUGAAUCCCGAAGAAAAUGAAGACGUGGUUAGACAAGUCUUGGAGACUAAUAAUCAGUACAAACUUCUACCUGCCGGCGAUUUCUUGCAAAACAACUGGACUAACUUUGGGUCGAGCAGCUUCGGAAAAAUCGGCCAAUACUGCCUGUAUGCGCGCCCGGAAGACGAUUUGACCAACGGAUUUUUUUUGGCCGUCUUCCAACGCCUGGCCGAAGACGAGGAGAAUGAGUUUUACAACAACAGGGCGUCGCGGUAUAUUACGAACAUGCAAAAAAAUAAAACGAGGCGAGAGAAUCGGAAUCUUCAGUCGGCAGAUUCAACGGGAUUUCCGAGGAAAAUGGAUUCUAAUCAAGAGCGCGUGGAGCCGAAGGAUAAGUUGGAUAAUUGGCGAUAUGAUUAUGAGCAAGGAACAGCCGAUGAGUGGAGGGAGAGUGAAGAAUCAGGAAGAGGUCCAGGCACAAAAAGCGCCCGAGUUGAUGUGCAAUUGAGGCUGAUUAAUGGACGAUUUGACAAGGGAAAAGCGGACAAUGGUAGGUCGAGAACUGACGAAUUGUGUACAAAUGAAGAAGACGAACCGUUUGAGGUGAAAGUGAAGGUCGAGGAAUUUGCCAGUGGAGAAAGGGUGCAGAAGAGCGAAGAUACAGCAAACAGCGCGGAAAGGCAAGCCAUGAAAAAUCGUGCGGAAAUUAAAGCAAUAGUUGAGGAAUUUGUCAGAGAAGAAAGCACAAAAUCUAAGCGGAAGAAGGACAAAGACCAAGAAAACUGCGAGGCUGAUGAACACAGAAAAGCUAAACGGCACAAGAGUGAAGAUUCAAUCGAAGGUAAAGAAGCAAGUGGAAAAGUUGACUGCAAAACGAGCAAAUUAGUUGAUGUGGAAAUCAUGGAAGCAGAUGAGGAAAUUGCCAAUGACCAAAGGAAGAAGGGUGAAGAAUCAUUUGAAGAUUACGAGUUGGAAGGAGGCACCGAAAAAAAGAAAAAAUCCAAACGACACAAGAGCGAAGAACCAAGCGAAUAUAAUGAAGAGGGUGGAAAUGUUGAGCGCAAAAAGAGCAAAUCUAAUGAUCUGGAUGCGCAGAUAGCAGAUGAGGAACUUGGGAGCAAGAAAAAGAAGAAAUCCAAGCGGACGAAGAAGGAACAAUCGAAUGAAACUAGGGAAGACAGUGAGAACUGUAAAGGCGAAAAAGAUGUUGAAAUUAUAACAGUAGAAGAAGAAAGUCCCAGCAAAAAAAAGAAGAAAUCCAAGCGGACGAAGAGGGAAGAGUCAAGUGAAACUAGGGAAGACAGUGAGACCUUUAAAGGCGAAAAAGAUGCUGAAAUUAUAACAGUAGAAGAAGAAAGUCCCAGCAAAAAAACGAAGAAAUCCAAGCGGACGAAGAGGGAAGAGUCAAGUGAAAGUAGGGAAGACAGUGAGACCUUUAAAGGCGAAAAAGAUGCUGAAAUUAUAACAGUAGAAGAAGAAAGUCCCAGCGAAACAAAAAAGCAAUCUAAGCGGACGAAGAAGGAAGAAUCAAGUGAAAGUAGGGAAGACAGUGAGAAGUUUAAAGGAAAAAAAGAUGUUGAAAUUAUAGUAGUAGACGAAGAAGGUCCCAGCGAAAAAAAGAAGAAAUCCAAGCGGACGAAGAGGGACGAAUCAAGUGAAACUAGGGAACACAGUGAGAGCUUUAAAGGAAAAAAAGAUGUUGAAAUUAUAAUAGUAGACGAAGAAAGUCGCAGUGAAAAAAAGAAUAAAUCCAAGCGGACAAAGAAGGAAGAAUCAAGUGAAACUCGGGAAGACAGUGAGAACUUUAAAAGCAUAAAAGAUGUUGAAAUUAUAAUAGCAGAAGAUGAAACUCCCAGCGAAAAAAAGAAGAAAUCCAAGCGGACGAAGAAGGAAGAAUCAAGUGAAAGCUGGGAAGACAGUGAGAACUUUAAAGGCGAAAAAGCUGUUGAAAUUAUAACAGUAGAAGAAGAAAGUUUCACUGAAAAAAAGAAGAAAUCCAAGCGGACGAAGAGGGAAGAGUCAAGUGAAACUCGGGAAGACAGUGAGAACUUUAAAGGCAUAAAAGAUGUUGAAAUUAUAAUAGCAGAAGAUGAAACUCCCAGCGAAAAAAAGAAGAAAUCCAAGCGGACGAAGAAGGAAGAAUCAAGUGAAAGUUGGAAAGACUGUGAGAACUUUAAAGACGGAAAAGUUGUUGAAAUUAUAACAGUAGAAGAAGAAAGUCCCAGCGAAAAAAAGAAGAAAUCCAAGCGAAGUAAGAGCGAAGAAUUACCGGUUGCAGAAAUGAUUACACCAAAUGGAGAAAAUAAGAAGCGAAAGAAGGAAAGAAACUGAUGUAUUUUUGUUAAUAAAUUUUCAGUUUAUUUUAUUUAAA
Dendroctonus ponderosae (mountain pine beetle) is the source of this 3515-nucleotide messenger RNA. RefSeq lists its product as uncharacterized. Gene Ontology annotation, molecular function: methyltransferase activity. The record is from RefSeq and is a predicted model, not a curated record. Gene Ontology annotation, biological process: rRNA base methylation. Gene Ontology annotation, cellular component: nucleolus. Bases 68 to 3475 code for a protein of 1135 amino acids. Lineage: Eukaryota; Metazoa; Arthropoda; Insecta; Coleoptera; Curculionidae. The transcript is spliced from 6 exons.